AUGAAGUUUGUUUCAGUUGCUGUUAGGUCAUUAAGUACCAAUUUGUCACAUCAGUUUUAUCAGACUCAUAUGAUCAGAAGUCUUUCAACUUGGAGAUUUACAGAUAAUGGUACUGGUGAGCAGCAUGCUAACAAGUCUGAGUCUCCUGAGGAGUUUGGGAAGUUUGGUGAAAAUCGUGCUAGAUAUGCCCAGUUUGAUUCCUUCCUUGAAAAGAUUAACCAACCGGGAAUGGCUCGACAGAGACCUGGUUCAGGAAAUGGUGCUAGUUCUGAGAUGAUGCAUCUUUUUGAAGAGAGUCAUGACACAUUAUUAGAUGGAAUGGAUGUAAAAUUGAAGAAUGCUGCCACAUACUUUGAAGUUGAUGAGGAAGAAAUAAACAAAGAGGAUUAUGCUUUUCGAUAUGAUGCCAAUUUUCCAAUUGAUUCAAAAUAUGAUGUAAAGGCUCUGGAUCUUACAAAACCUGGUGUACGCAAGCCUCCCGCAAGGAAUGAAUUCAGUGUAACCACCAAAGAAGUUCUUAGUCAAGCAGAUUUCAGGAAUGUUAGAUUCCUGGCAAAAUUCAUAACAGAGGCAGGAAUUAUUAUCAAGAGAAGCAAGACUGGCAUUAGUGCAAAGGCUCAAAGGAAGGUUGCCAGGGAGAUAAAAACUGCCCGAGCAUUUGGCUUGAUGCCCUUUACAACAAUGGGAACGAAGUCAUUUAUUUUUGGGAGAACCAUGAAGAAUCUUGAUGAAGAUUUUGAAUACGAAAGUAAGAUAGAGGAUGGGGAACCUGAUAUGGAAGGAGACCAAGUACUUGGUCUGUUUAUCGUCUCCUUUUUAAGCAAUACUCUGACUGUCAGCAGUGUUGCUGAUAUAUUGUUUGUUCUUGGGUGUCCUGGAAAAUUCCUUAUCUUCAUGUUCUUAGAUAAUGGUACUGGUGAUCAGCAUGCUAACAAGUCUGAGUCUCCUGAGGAGUUUGGGAAGUUUGGUGAAAAUCGUGCUAGAUAUGCCCAAUUUGAUUCCGUCCUUGAAAAGAUUAACCAACAGGGAAUGGCUCGACAGAGACCUGGUUCAGGAAAUGGUGCUAGUUCUGAGAUGAUGCAUCUUUUUGAAGAGAUUCAUGACACAUUAUCAGAUGGAAUGGAUGGAAAAUUGAAGAAUGCUGCCACAUACUUUGAAGUUGAUGAGGAAGAAAUAAACAAAGAGGAUUAUGCUUUUCGAUAUGAUGCCAAUUUUCCAAUUGAUUUAAAAUAUGAUGUAAAGAAUCUUGAAUAUGUUUGUCUGGUGCUGUUAUAUGAUCCGUCAAAACCCAAACUUCCACUGCACCUCCAUCGUGCUUCAACACCGAACCCACUUCAACAAAACACCAAUCGCGAAAUUCAACGCACCGCCGCAAUGGCUUCACCGGCAGCGAUGCCCAUUCUUGUCGCCGCCGUUCUAUUCGUCAUUUCGAUUGCAAAAUCAGCAGACCCACAUGACUGUGCUGCCUCACGGAAUCAGAAUACGCAGACCCUCCGUCGCGACAAAGUCACAGUCUUGAUAAACGGCUUCUCGGAGUCGCGCAUCCCCCUCCUUCAAUCCCUGGCCGCCGCGUACUCCCUCUCCCCUGUCGUUUCCUCCGUGCUCGUCCUCUGGGGAAACCCCGCCACCGCGCCACUUGUCCUGCGCCAACUGGCCCACAACCUCUCCUUCUCGUCUUCCUCCGCGCCCAUCUCGCUUCUCCCCCAACCCUCCGCCAGCCUCAACAACCGCUUCCUUCCGCGCCCCAGCCACAUCUCAACCGACGCCGUUCUGAUCUGCGACGACGACGUCGAGGUGGACCCCAGGUCGUUGGAAUUCGCGUUUCGCGUGUGGGAGAAAAACCCGCAGCGACUAGUGGGAGUCUUCGCGCGGUCCCACGACCUCGAUCUGAACCGAAGGGAGUGGGUCUACACUGUCCACCCGGACCGGUUUUCCAUCGUGCUGACGAAGUUCAUGCUUCUGAGAGGCCACUAUCUGUUCCUGUACACGUGCGGGGGUGGAGCUCAGAUGGCCCGCGCGCGUGCGAUCGUGGACGCGAUGCAUAACUGCGAGGACGUGCUGAUGAACAUGGUGGUGGCUGAGGAGGCGCAGGUGGGGCCCGUGCUGGUGUGGGCGAAGAGAGUGAGGGAUUAUGGGGACUCGAGAAACGAGGGGGAGGAAGCGGUGAGCGUGGUGGGUUUGAGUAGUAGGAAAAGGGAGCAUAGGAAGAGGAGAGGGUGGUGCAUUCAGGAGUUUCAUAGGGUGUUGGGGACAAUGCCUUUGAGGUAUACCUAUGGCAAGAUCGUUGAUGAUGUUCGGGAACAGGGGUUAUGUUACAAAGGUGGCAACUUUGUUUUUUGCGAUCGAUCAUAA
Sphenostylis stenocarpa is the source of this 2352-nucleotide messenger RNA. Lineage: Eukaryota; Viridiplantae; Streptophyta; Magnoliopsida; Fabales; Fabaceae. The record is from the annotation of a GenBank genome assembly.